GGCGAUUCAACCUUUUGGAACUAUAUAUCGUUGUAAUCAGAUGUCGUUCGACAGAGACGACCCUCUGGGUUAUGUGUCCGAUUCCGAGGUUGAAGAGGAUGAAAUCAAAUCAGAUGCUGAGUCCUGGGCUGGUGUUCGAGCUGUAGAAGGGAUUCCGAUCUCAUCUCAUCUCUAUUGGAGUCCAGAAAUGCAAAAGCAGCUUGAUGAAUUUAUAGUGACGUACAUAUUACCCCAAAAGAUAGGUACCCCAAAAAUCCCUGUUAAAAUUGAAGAAUUGAUCGUUGAAGAUAGCGAAUGUCAUCUUGAUUAUGUGUCUGAUUCCGAGGUUGAAGAAGAUGAAAGCAAAUCAGAUGACCCUUGCGCUACCGUUCGAGCUGUAGCAGGAAACCAAAGUUUCAUUCCAAGCUCUUGUUAUCCCCGUUGCAGUCCAGAAAGCCAGAAAAGGACGGAAGAAUUCAUAGCCAAGUUCAUAUUACCCCAACCUAAUAAAGCUGCUGCCUCAUUGAUGCUGCCUUUGUGCAAAGAACCACCCAACUGAUGUCUUUUGUCUCGAAGCAUGUCUGCAAUGCCUUGCUUUUGAUCAUCUGUCAAGUUUUUUUUUUUGUUUGUGCUGGCCAUUUUGCCUUUAAUAUGUAAGGACAAAGUUGGUGUAAGUAUUGAAUGCUCUGGUUUUUAUUUAUAGAAAGUAGGGUUGAGUGAAAUGGCGGACUGCAGAUUUCAACUUUUUGGGCUUGCCCGCCAAAUGUGGCGGCAAAUAUUUAAGUUUUUCAUUUUGGUGCGCACAUGGGUCUGUAACUCUUUGGAGAAGUGUAUUUAAUUUUUCUUUGUGGUCCGCACAUGGCCACAUGGGUCUGUAACAUUGUGUAGAAGUACAAUUACUUUUGGAAUGACUUGACCUUUACUUUUAGAAGUACGGCGUAUUAAGCAAUCAACUACCCUUAAAUUUAUUUGCUUU
Cuscuta epithymum is the source of this 955-nucleotide messenger RNA. Lineage: Eukaryota; Viridiplantae; Streptophyta; Magnoliopsida; Solanales; Convolvulaceae. The record is from the annotation of a GenBank genome assembly.